Molecule: messenger RNA, 1110 nt
Organism: Exaiptasia diaphana
Lineage: Eukaryota; Metazoa; Cnidaria; Anthozoa; Actiniaria; Aiptasiidae
Exons: 5
Coding region: 9-800 (263 amino acids)
Source: RefSeq, a predicted model, not a curated record
AUGGAGAGAUGGAGAGCGCAAAAGUUCUUAGGGAACUCUCUAAGAAGAUCGAUGUUUUGGCAAACAAGCUAGACGAAAGAACUGUUGAAGGGACAUCAACACAAGCUAGAACUGGCACUACAAGAAGAGUCAAGUCAAAACCUCAAACGCCAAAACAAUGUCGAACUGACAGUCGUGAUGUUUAUAACACACUUCUCAAAGAUGACCCUGACUUUGAAGGAUUUCAGCUAAGAGAAAGGUUAUCAUCACCAACAAAUAGAAAAGKCCUUGAAAGAUUAAUCAACAGUGUUGUUAUGGACCAGGGGGGUGAUGCCAAAUGCCCAUAUAGCAAAGCUGAAAUAAGAGUUGCUCUUUCAACGUAUUACAAGUCUCUCAAAGACAAUAGGGGGCGGAAGCCAAAGAAAGAUGGCACAGAUCACAAAAUGACAUGCAGAAGGCAAAACCGCUUGCGAGAGAAAAUUGCAAGACGUUUAUGGGCCGUUGAAAAAAUGCAGGUUUCGGAAAGAGCAAAGGAGCAUGCUACAGAAUGCCUUUCAUUAAUGGAGUACAAUAGCUCUGAUGAGAGUGAUGUUGACGAGGUAAAUGGCAAGAAGUAUUUUUAUACUAAAAAACUGCCAUGGGAAAGCGAARGCUUAAAAAAUGUCAAAGCCAAUGCAGACAAACUCUACAAAAGGGACARUGGGGUUUACCUCUAUACCAAGCGCCUUAGGCACAAGGACUAUUCAAAACGACCUGUACCAGACAGCCCAAUAAAAUGGGCUGUCAAAACCUCUAAAAAGUCAUUGGACUUUGAUGAGUGAAUUUCUACAUAAUAUUUUAUUCUUUUUAGUUGAWAUUAUUAUAGAGUCCACUCGCUUAAUCCAAGAAAAAUAGAUAGCACUAUUUGCCAAAUGAACAUGCUAAUAACAUAAAUUACUUGUUUACAUUAUCAAAGCAACACUAUUUAAUGGAGUGGUUUUCAUAAACUUGUCAAACAAACUUUGUGUGUUUUGGAAUAUUAGAAUUACAUAUUCUUGUCCCCUACACUGUAAUUAUUACACUUUGCUUCACAUGUUAAUGAAAACCCCUCUAGUAAUUCUGUGCUAUUUAUUUUUUGAAUAUUUUUAUUGA